AUGUGUAGGUAUGUUUUGCAAAUCAUUUUCUAGUCCCAUAUGUUGUAUAAGGCUAAACUUAAUUGUUGGAAUUUUGGUUUAGACUAUAAUGUUAACUGUGUACAGUAUUCAGUCCUUGAUUGGAGGGAAUGAUAGUCCCUAGAUGCUCUGGAAACUAAUGUAGAUUUUUUGACUUGUGUAAAAGUACAUAUUUUUAGACAAACAAGGCAGAACAUCUAGAAGCCAAUUCAAGUAUUCAACACAGUUUCACUUUCUUCUCCUUUUCUAAAUGGCUCCUGCAACUCUGAGGAUGAAGAAUCCUGAAGGAUUCACAAUAUUGGCCUUACUGCCUAUCGUGCACUUUUAAGGAAUGGGCAAAUUGCUGCUGAGAUGCCAGAAGCUGUGCAGACUCAAGACCAACCAAUGGAGGAGGAGGUGGAGACCUUUGCCUUCCAGGCUGAAAUAGCUCAGUUGAUGUCUCUGAUCAUCAACACUUUCUAUUCUAACAAGGAGAUCUUCCUGAGAGAGCUGAUUUCUAAUUCAUCAGAUGCUCUGGAUAAAAUCAGAUAUGAGAGUUUGACUGAUCCAAGCAAACUAGAUUCUGGAAAAGAUCUGAAAAUUAACAUCCUUCCCAACAAGCAUGAUCGCACCCUGACCAUUGUGGAUACUGGCAUAGGGAUGACCAAAGCUGAUCUGGUUAACAACCUGGGUACUAUUGCCAAAUCUGGCACCAAAGCCUUCAUGGAGGCAUUGCAAGCAGGUGCCGAUAUUUCUAUGAUUGGUCAGUUUGGUGUUGGCUUCUACUCUGCCUACUUGGUUGCUGAGAAAGUAACCGUGAUCACCAAGCACAAUGAUGAUGAGCAGUAUGCUUGGGAGUCUUCUGCUGGAGGAUCAUUCACUGUAAGACUUGAUAAUGGGGAACCUCUGGGCCGGGGUACAAAGGUUAUUCUGCAUCUUAAGGAAGACCAGACCGAGUACUUGGAGGAAAGACGAAUCAAGGAAAUUGUGAAGAAGCACUCACAGUUCAUUGGUUAUCCAAUUACACUCUUUGUGGAAAAAGAACGGGAUAAGGAAGUAAGUGACGAUGAGGCAGAGGAAAAGGAAGAAGAGAAAGAGGAAAAAGAAGAAAAGACAGAAGACAAACCAGAGAUUGAGGAUGUUGGCUCUGAUGAGGAGGAAGAAAAGAAAGAUGGGGACAAGAAGAAGAAAAAGAAGAUUAAGGAGAAAUACAUUGACCAGGAGGAGCUCAACAAAACCAAGCCAAUCUGGACCCGGAAUCCAGAUGAUAUUACAAAUGAGGAAUAUGGAGAAUUCUAUAAAAGCCUGACCAAUGAUUGGGAAGACCACUUAGCAGUGAAACACUUUUCUGUGGAAGGGCAGCUGGAAUUCAGAGCUCUUCUAUUUGUCCCAAGACGUGCACCCUUUGAUUUGUUUGAGAACAGAAAGAAAAAAAAUAACAUUAAAUUGUAUGUACGCAGAGUCUUCAUCAUGGAUAACUGUGAGGAGCUAAUUCCUGAAUAUCUGAACUUCAUGCGGGGAGUGGUGGACUCUGAAGAUCUGCCUCUAAAUAUUUCCCGUGAAAUGCUGCAGCAGAGCAAGAUUCUGAAAGUGAUAAGAAAGAACUUGGUCAAGAAAUGCUUGGAACUCUUCACUGAAUUAGCAGAAGACAAGGAGAACUACAAGAAAUUUUAUGAGCAGUUCUCUAAAAAUAUUAAGCUUGGCAUACAUGAAGAUUCCCAAAACCGAAAGAAACUCUCAGAAUUGUUGAGAUACUACACUUCUGCAUCUGGUGAUGAGAUGGUCUCUUUGAAAGACUAUUGUACUCGGAUGAAGGAAAACCAGAAACACAUAUAUUACAUUACAGGUGAAACCAAAGAUCAGGUAGCAAACUCUGCUUUUGUGGAACGCCUUCGCAAACAUGGUCUGGAGGUAAUUUACAUGAUUGAACCUAUUGACGAGUACUGCGUGCAGCAGUUAAAGGAAUUUGAAGGCAAGACCUUAGUUUCUGUAACAAAGGAGGGUUUGGAGCUUCCAGAGGAUGAAGAGGAGAAAAAGAAACAGGAGGAGAAGAAGGCAAAGUUUGAAAACCUCUGCAAAAUCAUGAAAGACAUACUUGAAAAGAAAGUGGAAAAGGUUGUGGUCUCCAACCGUUUGGUGACUUCUCCAUGCUGCAUUGUAACAAGUACAUAUGGCUGGACUGCAAAUAUGGAGAGGAUAAUGAAAGCACAAGCACUGAGAGACAACUCCACAAUGGGCUACAUGGCAGCAAAGAAACACCUUGAGAUAAAUCCUGACCAUUCCAUCAUUGAAACACUAAGGCAGAAAGCAGAGGCCGACAAGAAUGACAAGUCAGUGAAGGAUCUGGUUAUUUUGUUGUAUGAAACCGCGCUCCUGUCCUCUGGUUUCAGUUUGGAGGAUCCCCAGACACAUGCUAACCGUAUUUAUAGAAUGAUCAAACUUGGUCUUGGCAUUGAUGAAGAUGAUGCUGUUACAGAAGAAACUAGUCCAGCGGUUGCUGAGGAGAUGCCACCACUUGAAGGCGAUGAUGACACUUCACGUAUGGAGGAAGUGGACUGAAAUAGCCAGCUAGCUUACAGAAACUUGUGGCUGUUUCCUUGGCUAAUUUGAAUAAGUUAUAUUUUGUAUAUUAUGAAUGUUACCUGCCAAAAAAUUUGACAUGAUCUGCAUUCCCUCUUUAUAUUUAUUUUCAAAGAUGUUAUACUUAUUUUUGUUACUUUUUU
Molecule: messenger RNA, 2720 nt
Organism: Terrapene triunguis (Three-toed box turtle)
Lineage: Eukaryota; Metazoa; Chordata; Testudines; Emydidae
Gene: HSP90AA1
Product: heat shock protein 90 alpha family class A member 1
Exons: 11
Coding region: 370-2556 (728 amino acids)
Biological process (GO): protein stabilization; cellular response to heat; protein folding
Cellular component (GO): protein-containing complex; neuronal cell body; nucleus
Molecular function (GO): ATP-dependent protein folding chaperone; disordered domain specific binding; ATP hydrolysis activity
Source: RefSeq, a predicted model, not a curated record